CUUCCGGCCGGUCCGGAUGACCGAAAAAAGCAAUCAUCAACAUCAUCAUCACUGUAUUGAUCCCUAUCUAUUUGAUCGAAUUGACCGUAACGGAUCCGUCAUUAUCUUAUUGUUGGAUUGUGACCCUGUAUUACGAAACCUCUGAUAGAUCGAUAUCCUGACCUUAGUCAGAGGGGUGUCAGAUGACAUAAAACCUCUCUCGAGAAAAGAGGGGGUGGCGAGGAUCCUAGAUCAAUAGAAUGAUGAUUUUUGGAGCUCCACACUCUAUUGAGCCUUAAUCCCUUCGAUUGAAUGUGUCGUACGCGAUCCGACACUUAUCACUGAUAAACUUUUAGAAUUGCCCUGUUAACGACAAGCCAGCCUGCCCUACCCUAUUACCCAACCAAAGUAAAUUCCUCAACUAAACCAUCUAAAUGUGUAGCCAAGUGCUGGUCCUCCUCUUGUAUCUCCGCAAUAUCCUCGGGGUCCAUGAUGCUUAUAAUUGUGUACUUGCCAUCACGGAUCGCUUCAGUAUGGCUGAUAUCUGGGAUAAAUUCCCAAUUGGUGCUUCAGAGAGCCGUCCUGGGAGAGGUUGGCAAGAGGGAAGCAACGGGAUCAGGCUGUCAGCGAACUUGGGCGGCUAUGGAUUCGGGGGACUCGCAGGCAGGGGGUAAAUGCCAAGGCUGCGGCGGGCGUCGCCAAAGAUCUGUCACGCAGCUUUCCUA
Molecule: messenger RNA, 704 nt
Organism: Ilyonectria robusta
Lineage: Eukaryota; Fungi; Ascomycota; Sordariomycetes; Hypocreales; Nectriaceae
Exons: 1
Coding region: 414-653 (79 amino acids)
Source: RefSeq, a predicted model, not a curated record